This is a messenger RNA of Anneissia japonica, 1812 nucleotides long. RefSeq lists its product as uncharacterized. The coding region runs from base 196 to 726 and encodes 176 amino acids. The record is from RefSeq and is a predicted model, not a curated record. The transcript has 6 exons. Lineage: Eukaryota; Metazoa; Echinodermata; Crinoidea; Comatulida; Comatulidae.
CGAAGAUUUAUAAAUGUAAACACAACAGGGUCAUUCGGGAGACAGACACAUCGAGACGGGAAGGCUAUGGACCUGUAGACCAGCUGUUCGGUUUUUUAUGGAAGUUUUUCAGAAUUUUCAUAAUUUUGCGCUAACUACCAAAGUUGCAGUUCAUCCAGAAUAUAUGCAGUGGUGUAUGUGUUUUUAAUUACCGAUAUGGUCUCGUUUCUUAGUCUCGUUCAAGGCCCGAUCCAGGCAGCAUUACGUCCAGCAGUUUGGUUACCAGGCAUUCGUAAUCUUCAUAGUUACAAAGAAAAAUGGUUGUGCCCAGAAACAUUAUCAGAGGAUUGUGUGGAAGAGCUAAUAGAAGCAGUUGAACGAAUCAAAAUAUUGGAUCCAGAAACUACUUACAGAAUUCAUAAAGUAAACAAUAAUCUGUAUAGGGUGCAGAUUUUUAUCUACACAUGGGCAGAGUGUCUGGAUGUUGUGGAGAUUGAGUUCAGACCUGGUAGAGUAAAAGGAACUGAGGCUAAGUGCUAUUCCUUUUCAAGUGGAGUACUUCCAGCAUGGGUACCUUUUGGAUUUAUCUUGAAUUGUAUGUUUUUCUUUGUUCCAUUCUCUGACAACAAAUUCAACAGAAAACGAAUAGCAGGACUGAGAGAGGCAAUGGCAAUGUCAGUCCCAUGUUUUGCAGUAUCUAAAUAUGGAGGAAUAGACAACAUGACACUUGAAGAAGAUACUAUGUAGGAGGGCUAACAAUCCCAGACAUAAAUGAACUUAUUUGUGUAGUUUUCAAUGCCAGUCUAUGAAAGUUUCCAAAAUUGUAGUUGCUGAAACUUUCUUUGUUUUUUUUAAAUGUUUAAUUCAAAACUUUUUUUUUUUAAAGUGCAAAUAUUGAGUCUUCCAGCAUUUUUUGAAUAAUAACGAUGAAACCUUUAAUUUAUAUAUCAAGAUGUAAUGCAGGUGUGGUGAGUGUGUUUAGGUAUGUCAGGCCACCUGUGUGACCAGUAUCUGCUAGUAUGAUAUUUAAUAGCUAACAUAAUAAUUUUAAUAUAUUUUUCUAUUUUUUAAAUUUAUUUUGUAAAUAUAUGAUGAUCAUUAUGCUCAUAUUUCUGUUUUUAAGAAAAAUAUCUUGAGUGCUAUGUUAUUUAAUAUUUAAAGCAAAGCAAGCAUAAUUUUGUCCAAUUUUGCAAACAAAAUGUUUGAGGUUGCCGGUAUGAGCUCCCCUGCCUUAUUAUUCACAUGAUUCUGCUGCCUCUGUAAUUUACGAACUGUAGGCCUAUUUAUAUUUAUUUAUAUGGCUAUCAGUUAAUAUUCUCCUAUAUGUAACUGUGUACAUAAUGUACAAGGUAUAAAUACUUGGUAUUCUACCAUAACACUGUAGUUGUGUCUUUAUUUAUACAAACUUAAGUCAUCUGGUUAAUACCACUUUGUUUUUAUUGGGUUUUAUUCUAAACCAUUUAGUUAGUUUGAUUAACAUGUUGGUUAGCUUUGUAAUUUGGGUACUCUAUAGUUUAUAAUUUUCUAAAUCAAAAUUCAAAUAUUUUAAAUAUUUAUUAAAUAACUAUCAAUGUUUUCUUAUAAUAGUACUACUAAGAUAUUUUUUAAUUUGUAUCAUGUCGCAUAGAAUUAUAGUACCAUCUUGUCAUAUAUUAACACAAUUUUAUUGGAUUUUGCCUUUUUUCUUUUUAUUAUUCAUUAAAAUUGUAGUGCAAUAAAUAGGCCUAUUAUUAGGCUGUAUAGAGUACAUAAAGCAAGGAAAGCGAUGUAUUCUUGACGCACUAGAAUAUAAACUAAGUUUGCAUGCUGAGUAUAUAAAGACAAUUUAUAUUA